UGCCGCCGAAAUGCGGAGCCUCCCGAGUAACGAACGAAGCAGUUGCUGCCAUUUUGGAAAGUGGAAGGUGGAGUGCUGACAGUUUCUCUAAGGCUGGAAAACGUCAGGCAUCUGCUCGGAACUCGAGGGAUAUUGUACGCAUUGCCUGAGAAAGAAGACGACCUGCCGAAGGAAGAUGUAAACAUAACUGGGAAUGUCAAGAAGACGCACGGGUGUAUAAUUACAUUUUUCUCUUCCAUCUUCGUCUUGCAUGUCAGGGACGUCUGCAUGGCUCGGGUGACUUGUCAGCCGUAAGAUGACAUCAGUUAACAGAAAAAAUGGAAUUAAGUCAGCUGUGAUGAACGUCGUUUCUCGACCUCCACCACUUUUUGUAAAACAGGACAGUCAGAGUGCUAGAACAAUGAGGGAUGCAAAAAAUAUCGACAUUGGUGGCGUGAAGCCCCUUGUCACACGAACAGAAAUUCAUUGCGGUCGUCCAGGUAAUACGAGGAUUAGUGCUGGCAAGCCCACCUAUAAGUCUCAGGAGGAGCAAUAUCAAGAAAUUUUAGAGCUCCGGCGUAACUUAGGUGAAUUACGUGAAGAACAUUCCGGAUUAAAAACUCGAAAUCGACGUCUAGAAGAAGACUUGAUUCGACGCGAUCGACAGAUAGAACAACUGAUGGAUCCUGCAAAGAAUGACGAGGCUCGGAGAAAGCUAACAGAUAAGGGAGCUUCUCUGGUGUCCAGCUUGAAGCUAAGGGUAUCGCGCCUGGAAGCAACUUUGAAGGAUAAGGAGGCUGAAUUGGCAAAGCUUCAAGCUUCAGCUAAAGCUACAGCUCUAAAUGAGAUGAAGAUUGAAGCAGAAACUUAUUACCAGGAGGUUGUAAGGUUGAGGAACCAGUUGAACAUUGCACAACACCAACAGCAGCAAACACAGCAUUAUCAACAGUAUCAGAAGCCUCCACAACAAUACUCUCCUCAACACUCACAGCAUUUUAGCCAACCACCUCAACAGCACACACAGCUCCAGACUCCAGCCCAGCAGGAAACCAAGGGUGGGAAUAUUGGCCAUUGGUCAAACAUGAGAAGUGGUAGGGAUAGCAGGGAUGGAGGAGUACAUGGAAGACGUGAUGGGGGUGAUGGUCAAGAGUCCCCUUCAUCCAGCUUAAGGCAUGCCUUGAUCCAGUUGGAAGAAGAAAAUGCACGUUUAGGAAAUCAAGUGUCAACGCUGACAGCAGAAAACAGUAAACUUUCUGCAGAUAUGGAGAGAGUUCUUGGACUUUCGGAUGAUAUAAAAAGUAAUUAUGAAGGCAUGAGCCGCGGAGAGCUAAUUCGUGAAAUUGAACGAGGUCACGAGGAAAUAGGGCGUUUAGAAACACAGCACAGUCAACUUACAGAUGCAAUAUCUCGAAGGAAUGACAUGGCGGGGGAGAAUACAGCAGUUUUACAGGCAAAAGUCUCCGAAUUACAAGGAAGAGAGGCAGAAUGGGAAAGAGAACGCUCAAGUUUGAGAGAACUUAUCAACACGCUAAAGGAAGAUCGAAUGUUUUAUAAGGAAACAGCACAAAAGAAAGAAGAGAUCACAGUUCUUCAGUCAUCGUACCAGACAACACUCCUUCGACAACAUCUUGGUUUAGUCAGUUCAGAGCUGGAUAGCUUGCGUGGAGAAGUUCAAGCUUUACAACAGGAGGUUAUUGCUCUCCAUGAUUCCCAGCGUCGAAGAAACGAACACCCUUCUCCUCCUGUUUCCCAGCGUUCAGCUCGAGGUCUUACAAGACCCAGUGCCUCUAGUGCAUCAAGGUCAGGUUCUAGCAGUGACAAUACACCUGCUCGCCGUCCUCGUCCUUCUAGUGCUCGCCCCCCUUCAUCUGGCUCUCGUCUUCAGCGCUCACAGAAAUCUUCUAGUGAACCACGAGAAACUCCCCCUCCAAGUAGUUCUCGAAGAACUUCUGUUCAGCAGAGUCCAAGAAAGGGUGUGCCUCCUAGAUCCUCUUCGAAGCCUCCAUCAUCAUCAGCAUCAUCAUCCCCAUCGAAAGGUUCUAUUUCUAAUAUGAUGACAUCUGGGAACAAUGCAAGACCCAGUAGUAGUAGUAAUAAUAGAAGAAUACCAUCCUCCUCUUCAACUCCCAAGGUUAGUCCCUAUGCUUCUCCAAAGCAUAGUUCAAAUGGAAGAGCAACCUCCUCCUCUUCUGCCUCAAAAACCCCUACUCCAAGUUCCUCACCUAGAAAGACAGCAGGAUCCGUGUCUCCCCAACAUAGAGUAACAAGCUCUUCAUCACCGCAGCGUAAAACAGCAAGCUCUUCCUCCUCUAUUGGAAGAAUACCUACUUCGCGUUCUUCUUCGAGAACACCCACUCCUUCUUCAGUGGGAUCCCCAAACAAGAGUGCCACACCUAAUCGAUCACCCUCAAAAGUUCCUGUAGGUAGAAGUUCUGCAAGUCCUGCCACUAGUCCCCUAAAAAGAGCAAAAGUACGAGAAGAAAGUGCCAGCCCUUCGAGAACACCCAGGUCAUCAAGACAGGGAUCUUUACAAGACUCCUCAGCACUUGUUGCUGUUGGCUCACGACGUCCAGCUACAGCAACAGUAGCUGCUAGCCGCGUUGGCCAUUUGCUACCAGAACAUUGCACAUACCAGAUUUCAGCGCGCACCAUGCCUCCACAGCAUCAUGUACUUACACUUAAUUCCCAAGCUAAUUCAAAAAAGGAGGAAGAUGAGAGAGUCCUAGCAGAAAUUCUUUUUCACCGAGAAACAGAUAGCAGUGGUGAGGCUUCUGAUCCUCCUCAUUUAGCACGUCAGAGAACUGUAACACUGAGUCAAGAUGAUGCAGUGUCCAGCCAGGAAGAACAAGAGAGUAUAACUACUCAGCCAAGUGCUCCUCUUCAGAGGCAAAACACCAUUACACUAAGCAGCAAAACUGAUGAUGAAGAACUAUCACUUGAGAAAGAACAGGCUGAAGUCUCUCUCCCAAAUGAAGAAGAACAAGAAGCUGAACAAAUGCAAGAGGAGCCAGAACCAGAGGCACCAGCUUCAUUGGUUACCAGUGAAAAAGAAGAGACAAGUGAAAAUGAAGUCCUGAAGAGUUCAACUGAGGAAGUAGCUUCAACAGAGCAUGACAAAGAGACCGUGAACAUGAGCAGAAUUGUUAAUCUUUGCACGCAGCAGAUUGAUCCUGAAGAAGAAUAUGUCAGUCUCCUUAACUCCCAUUUACAUCGUUGCCAAGCACUACCGUUGCUGCGUAGGGAACAGGACAGUAGGCAAUUGAGUGACUUGGAGACUCUUUGCUCUCUUCUGGAGUCACAUAUAGGUCGCUGUGUUAAGGUGUGGUCGUUCGAAUCGGAAGAGCCUGUACUGAUUAUUGAAAACUUGGAAGUCCUUCAGUCCUUGCUUUCUUCACAUUUGAGCCGUCAGAGGGAAGUGAAUGAACUACUAAGUCAAGAGCCUCUACUUGUUGGAGAAGGACAGGGUACCCCACGGGAAGGCGAAAAUACUCGAGAAGCACCUGACGGUGAAGAGUCAGCCAAGGCCGCAUCAAAACGUUCACAAAAUAUGGUGCGUCAGGGGACAUUUAAUGUUCAUAACCAAGAGACAGUGGCUACUAUUCAUGCAACUCUUGAUGCACACCUCACAAGGGUAAACAAAGUGCAUCAAUUCAACACAAGUUAAUUCAGUAUUAUCAGUAUAUAGUGUUGCAUGUUAGAAAUCACUUACUGGAAAGUUCAUUGCUCAAGACCUUAGGUACAGGCAUUAUUAACCUUACUGUUGAAAGAUGCACAAAGCUUUUAUAGUCUCACAGAGUUACACACACUGCUUGAGUAUGCCUUGUUGAAUAUUUCAAGUGUGAAUAAUUGAUUGUAGUAUAAAAUUGUUAUAUAGAACUGAUGAAACAGAAAAGUUGGUCAGUGGCAAGUUGAAAAGUUUUCAUUGUUUUCCUAAAUAUCUUACAUGUAGUCAAGAGUUAGAUAAUGUUAAAUGAGCUGCUCACAGUAUUCCCCCUUCAAAUGUUGUAAAUAAAAUAAAUUGUUUCUUAAUUACAUACAUUUCCUCAAAAUUUGAGCAUUAAAUCUUGAAAAACAGUAAGGCUAAAUGAGUGAGUUCAGCAAAAUAUAUUUUGCUAUUAAUAUUUUCAUUUGAAGGUCUGUAUGUACAUCUACUGUAUGUGCAUGUGAAGAGCCACAUUUAGGUUGCUGUGUGAAGGUAUUUUACCAUUAUAAUUUUCAAUUCUUUUAUGGAUAAAACUUUUGUAAAAGGCAUGUCUUCUGAUUUGCUGAAACUUAAAUUUAAUUUUAUUAAGUGGAAUGUUCUGGAAUUUAAAAUUGUUUUGUGGAACACCUGUGAAAUGUUUAUGAAUGCAUCUAAGAGUUAAUUUUUCCAGCAUGAGCUACCCCACCGUGUUGGGAAGUUGUAGUUUUAUAAAAUUGUAAUUAAGAUAUGAAGUUGAGAAAGCCACAAGAAUUUUAGAUGACUCCAAAAAGAUCUGCUAUGAUAUUAUGGUUGGAUGAGUCUUUUGUAUAUUUUUGUGGUAAAAAUCAUACUGUAAAAAUGACAGGGAAUUCUGUGCUCAAUAUAGGCGUGUAUUGGUACCCAAGGUUAUGGAUAUCUUAAAAAUAGCAUAGUAUAUUUGUUUUACAAGUAUCUCCCUUCUUGCUAUAUAUAUUUAUAAAUAGUAGUCAGUGUUCCUAAUCAUUUUGUGUUUAAACAUAAUUUAGGAAGAAAAUCAGGUUUACUGUUAUGUAAAAUAACCAUUUUAGUUUUGAAGGAGUAAUACUGAUAAAUUUUCAUGAGCCUCUGUUGUAAUCUUUUGAGAAAGAAUAACCUUAGACAUUGGCAAAUAUAGUCUUGCAACUUUAUACUGUUUUUUGGUUACUUUAAUAAAAUGUAUUUUAUAUGCAAAUAUUCGUAUUGCAUACAGUAAUACUUCUAUAAGUUUUCACAAGUAGAAUUUUGAAAUAAACAGUGUAAGUACUCUUUUUAAGCAACUGUAAUUUGGCACAAUUUGCUUUUAAAGUAUUUGAAUAAUAGCUUGCGCUAAUGAUCAUAUUGCCUUACCACUGCAGCUAUACUAUGAGCUUAUAACUGUGAUUACAAGCAUUAGUCAAGUUAUUAGACAUUUCAGAGGAAUAGUACCUGUUUUAUAUGAGCCUGCAUUUAGGAUACUGUAUCGUUAGCAAUUCAACAAAAUGUAGAGGAUGAUUUUUUUAAAGCUAAUUACCUUUGAUACUCCCUCUAGUUUGAAUAAACCUUGGAAUAAGUCCUGUUGAUACUGGAAAAAUUGAAAAUUCAGGUAUCAGUACUUGAGUAUAUAUAUUUGUUAAUUUUUUCCCUACACCCACUAUUUUAUGUUUGUUUUCGCAGUAAAAGACUUGGCCUGGUACCUCAUUGAGGUGGAGGAAGGAAGGAAAGUCUUAUAAUGUAAGUCUUGAAAUAGGUUUUUAAUCUACUUCCAAAAUAUCAUGAAAGUAUAUGUAAGUAAUUGGGCUUUAUUUCUCUUGUUAAAUGUAUACUUUUCCAAGUAGAUUGCACUUAAAAAGUAAAACAAAAACAAAAACAAAAAUAAAUCACAUUUAGCACUUAAUGUUUUCUGUUUUGUUUGUUUGGUACCCUUAUUUUUUUUACUGCUUAUGAAUGUUGGAGUAGGUUAUGUAAAACCUCAUUUAACUGCUAAAAGUUUUCUGAAAGGAAAUCAUAAUUGCUAAUCACUUAAGUGAGAGUAGUAACUUUGAAAAUACUUUACAUGCUAAAAUGAUAAAGGCAAAACCAAUUUUCUAUAUGAUGAAUGAUAACCUUAUGUUUCAGACACUAACUUAUGAAAUAGAACUAUUCAGUAAAUAAGUGAUUCACAUAUAUAAAUUACCUGUUCUCUGGUAUGUAGGUGAUAGUAGCUAAUGAUCCAAGAACAUGAUGGGGAAACAAUGGGGGGAAUAUGUUUAAUGGUGGUUUAAGAUACAAGAAACAAGCAGACUAACUACCUAGGAAUUAAUAACUAAGGUUGUUCUCAUAAUAGUAUUGGGCUAAGUCCCAAAGCAAAUUACUGAAGUAUGCAGAAUAGUGAGGUUUUGCUAUAUCAAAUUUAGUACAAUGGAAUUAUGAAUUGCUAAUAGUCUUCCAAAUAUUUCAUACCUCAAACAAAUCUAGAGCAGCUAAUGAGUGGUUUUGCAGCACAAGUAGUUAAAGUGUGAUGGUCUCAUGUAAAUGUUGUAAAUUACUUUAAUUUUUUCUAGAUUUUAAAAUUUAAAUGGACUAAUACAGGAAUACUGAUACGUCUGCGUUACAAAAUAAAUUUGUAAACAAGAUGAAAUAAGGUUAGAGGUUAAUAUAAAGAAAAAUUAGUUAUAAUUAAAAACUAAAUACUGUCUUGUAUUAUUCAUAAAGCAGUGUAGAAACUAAGCUCUCUCUUCUUUCAUGGCUCUCUCCAGGUUGACUUUAAGAAUAUUGUCAUUAAUUUUCCGAGUGAAAAUUAAAUGAAUAAUGACAGAUAAGGCAACCAGUAACCCUUUUGCUGUAGAAUGCAAGUCUCCUGGGCUUUUACACUACCCUUUUCUUGCUCUGUAUGAACAGUAGUGUUAAGGAAGCCAUACAUACUACUACCAUUAUUAUUUCAGUGUGUAUAGAGAUUAAAGAAGUUAUUUUUUCCUUUAUAAAAUUCAGGAAUGUAGCUGAUUAUGCACCACAAAUAAUAAAUAUUUCAAUUAAACAUAUUUAAUACGUAGUGAUAAUCCAGAUUGAAUACUUAGAUUGUCAUUUAAAUGCUUUCAUAACUAUGACCUUUGGUCAUAUUUGAGGAAUUAUUAAUAUUCAUGGAGAAAUUACGGCAAAAGAGGUUUAGGAGGGAACCAAGACUGCACCUAUACUUAGAAACUGUAACUGUGACUAAACGGAAAUUGUAACUGUCAGAUCAUAGAUAAUGAAAAUAACCAGUUUUUAUGGUACUGCUGUAGGAGCCAGUUCAACUGCACAUCUGGUGUACAGUAUGAGAUUUUAUAACAUUUAGAAUCUAUUUUAAAAGGUUUUACUUUAAACUGUCAAAUUUAAGGGAUAUGUAUAAAAAAUGUAGGAUAGCAUUUUGUUAUACAUUUUGUUUGUAGAGUUGUGUAAUUUGUAAUAGUAUGCAAAUUUAGAUUUGUAAAGCAGUAUAGUAUGCAUACGUAUAUUGAUAGUUUUUAUAUUUUGUAUAAGUAUCUUUAACCAUAAUGUACGCACAAAAUUAUAGUAGUAUGUAGUUGAUGUAAAUUGAAUUGUUGGACUUCAGGUACAAAUGCAGUUUAGAAAAAGUUUUGUAUGAUCUGCCUUAUAAGUGGUGUGAUACCAAGUACAAUCAUCACAGGUUUUCAUGGUAUUUCUUUUAGGGGAAAUCCAAUUUUCUGAAGUAAUUUAUUUAAAUUCUGAAUUUAUGUUUUAAGAUUUCUCUUUCAAAAUAUGUCAUUAGUCAUACUUUCUGAGAGAAAUAUUACUAAGAGACUUGACAUUAUGUAUUAGUAAGAUUUUUUGAUCUGUAGUUGAUACAAGGCUACAACUACAUAUGUAGUUUCUAUUAUCAUGCAGUGUGUCCAGUAACUAAAUUUUGACAUGAUUUUUUCACAUCUAUUGUAUAACUGUGUUGAAGAUAAAUACAUGAAAACAGUAAACUAAAUAAUGAAAAUGUUUGUUCUAUCUUAGAUAUGCAAGUUUAGCUUGAUACAAAUACUAAGUUUCUUCAUUCUUUUAGCUCUUGAUAGAUAUAAAAUAUGCAGUACAGUUGUUGUUUAGGUUGUUAUUCAAGUGGUUUGCUUCUCUAUUUAAUAAUAACAAAUGCUGGUGUAAAAGAGGUCAUGUUAAUGUUAGCUAUCGUACACAUUUGUGAUCAACUUAUUUAGAGCAAGAGUAGCUUCUUGUGUUAAUAAUAGAACCAGGAAAUGGGUAUAAUUUUCAGUCCUAUAUAUAUGAUGCUGCUGCCUUAGAAUCAAUUUUAUCCUCUUGUAUCUAAUAUGAAGGAAACUGCUGGCUGUUUGGCAGUUCUACAUGUUUACAUCUGUUUUGAAGGUCUUUUAAAUAUUUGAAUGCGAGUGCCAUUUUCUGCCAUCCAUCUACUAUUAACAUAAUUAUGAAAGCUCCAGUUUUAACAUUUCUAUUGUGUUUUAGGCUUUUUGUGGUCAGUGUCAUAUCACUGUUUUAUAGCACAAAUAGAUGUCAUUAUCAAGUGCUUUAAUAGAAGCAGUAGGUUUCAGGUGUAGUCAAGAUGCUAAGUUGAUGUAAUCUUUCGUAUAUUUUAUAGUGAAGAUCAAGUUAUGAUAAAAGUUUGGGUUUGCAGUUUGGCACUUUGAAAUGAGUUUUUAUUGCUUUUAUCAAUUUAAUAAUCCAAUUUAGCUGUGAUUCUCUCAAUCAUUUAUGAGUCAGUACAUGUUUGCCUUCACUAUGUCUAAAGAGAAUAUAUAAUUUGGAUAAGGUGGCAUGCCCUAGUUGAAUGUUUUGAGCUAACUUUGGAACUUUCGUUUCAACCAUAGGUUUCAUUGAAUCUGUUUCUUGGUGUAUUAUUUUCAUGAUGUUCCUUAAUUUUUCAAAUUGAGUACAUGACAGUAGAUUUACUGUACUGUACAGUGAUAAGCUACUUUCCCUAAAGUAUCUUAGGGUGCUCUGAUUUUUUUUCUAAGAAUAUUAUUAGUAAGGUCACACAACUGGUUCAUAUGAUGAACGAGUAAGAAAAAAAUGUGUUAAUGUUCAUUUAGUUUAAAUGCAGCUUUAGUUAUUUGUAUAACUAUUCUCUCUUCAAUAUAAAAUGUUCUGAUACUGAUAGUGUUUGUAUUAACUACUUGAAUGCUUAAUGAAGGAUUUACACUCAAUUGUCAUGUAAUUUGCAGCCUGAAAUAAAAAUAAUCUACAAAUAAAUACUGACAUAUUGGUUUGGUGCCAAUGUUUUGAGGUUUUAUUUUUUUAUACUUAAAAAUGUUUUUUGCAUUAUUAAUGCCUUUCUUUCCAUCAUGUUCACAUGCAUGAUGAUUUAUACUCAUCCACAUUAUCAGUAUCAGUGCUUUUUGUCCUGUGAUUUAAGCAGAUAAUAGCAUGUUCCAUAUAUUUGCCCUGACUGCAUUCUAUAUAGUCCAAAAAAUUUUAUGACUUAAAAGUUAAUUUACCACAAUACAGUUUUAUUUUUAUGUACAGAAUUUUCAUAUGCUACCACAAUAUCUAAAACCUUUUGAGAUAAUUGUGAGAGAGAAGUUACUUUUAUUCUGACACAAUAUUUUGUAACUGAAUAUAUCAUCAGAGUUGUCAGGAUAUUUGUCAAAGCCUUAUGUUUUGUGGUUGUAUUUGUUUUCUGUGGAGGAUAUUUUGAUCUUGUAUUGUGUAGCUUUGGUUCUAAUUUGCAUCUUUCAAUAUAGAUUUAAGAUAUUGCAUCAGUUGUGAAUUCCUCCUGUCAUGAAGCAUUACUGAAUAUAACUGCUUUUGGAGAUAUCACUCAACAUAACAUAACAGUUCAGAUGCUCAUGACGUGGAUUUUUACAUUUGUACGAUUGCUCUUAAUGUAAGUUUGUUUUAGUAGUUACUGUACUAUUUUGCUCAAGUCACCCUGUCCUAAUUUUGUUAUUGUUUUGACUUUGUAAAACAUGCUGUGAUGGCCUUCCCUAUUUACUGCUGGAAUUAUGUGGUAUCACUUGGAAUUUUUUAUGCAUUCUGUAUACAUGUAAACAGGUUUGAGAAGCUAUGUUACUGAAAGAGUUGUCCAUUCUAGGCUCCAAGACAUAGUUUUCAUGAAUAUUGUUGUUCUUUAGUUUGCUUAUGGUAUAUUGUUUUAUAACCAAAGUGCUAAGCUUUACUUGUUUAAUAACAUGAUACAAUAAAAAUGUCAAAUUUA
Messenger RNA from Macrobrachium nipponense, 9803 nucleotides. Its product is annotated as IQ domain-containing protein E-like. The record is from RefSeq and is a predicted model, not a curated record. Bases 296 to 3643 code for a protein of 1115 amino acids. Lineage: Eukaryota; Metazoa; Arthropoda; Malacostraca; Decapoda; Palaemonidae. The transcript has 18 exons.